CUAACAUAUAUACCAUGGCAGCAACUAAUUGUCAUCAAUCUGUCUAUGUUUUUGUCACUACUUUUUUUGUUGCAGCUACUAUUGUGUUGGUCCCAACUACAUGCACUGCGCAACUCACUUCUGAUUUCUAUAAGCAGUCCUGCCCUCAGGCAUUGCAGAUCAUCAGAUCAGUAGUCAAGCAAGCUAUUAACCGGGAGGCACGCAUGGGAGCGUCGCUUCUACGCUUGCACUUCCAUGACUGCUUUGUCAAUGGGUGUGAUGGAUCAAUUUUGCUUGACGAUACGGAUAGCUUCACUGGUGAGAAGACGGCUGGUCCAAAUCUGAACUCGGUUAGAGGUUUUGAUGUGGUUGAUGACAUUAAAGCAGCCCUCAAUAGGGAUUGCCAUGGCAAUGUGGUCUCAUGUGCAGACAUCUUAGCAGUUGCAGCUCGUGACUCGGUUGAGAUUUUGGGAGGUCCUUCCUGUUCCUAUGAAGUACUAUUGGGUAGAAGAGAUGCAACAACUGCAGUCUUGAAUGACGCAAACAGAAAUCUUCCUGCUCCAUUUUUCGCCUUCUCUCAGCUUCUCUCCAGCUUUCAGUCUCAUGGUCUAGACCUGCGAGAUCUGAUCCUCCUCUCAGGGGGGCACACCAUUGGACUAGCUAGGUGCACCACCUUCAGAGCCAGGAUUUACAAUGACACCAAUAUAGACCCUGCGUUUGCAGCCUCCUUGCAAAAGGGUUGUCCUGCAAAUGGUGGAGACAACAACACGGCGCCAAUAGACUCAACUACGGCGCAUUUUGAUACCGUGUACUUCAAGUCUUUGCUGCAGAAAAAAGGUCUCUUCCAUUCUGAUCAGGAGCUCUUUAAAAGUGAUGGCAGUGACAGCGAUAAUCUGGUGCAGCAUUACGCUAAUAGCCCCCAGGAUUUCAAAGUAGAUUUUGGGGCUUCCAUGAUCAAGAUGGGUAACAUAAAGCCUCUCACUCGAUCUGAUGGUGAGAUAAGGCUCAAUUGCAGGAAAAUCAACUAAGGCUUAAUAUGCCUCUACCCGAAAACGGAGUGAAGCAACAUUGGAGAGUUGUUAUAUCCACUGUGUUGAACAUUCAAAAAAUCUAGUUUGAAUAAUUGCUGAACUCUUUUAUUAAUAUAUGUCUAUCGUAUUUAGUUAUUGAUCCUAAUUUUGGUGUGUAUUUAA
This is a messenger RNA of Prunus avium (sweet cherry), 1172 nucleotides long. RefSeq names its product peroxidase RIP1-like. The record is from RefSeq and is a predicted model, not a curated record. Gene Ontology annotation, molecular function: heme binding; peroxidase activity. Gene Ontology annotation, biological process: response to oxidative stress; hydrogen peroxide catabolic process. Lineage: Eukaryota; Viridiplantae; Streptophyta; Magnoliopsida; Rosales; Rosaceae.